Haliotis rufescens (red abalone) is the source of this 1587-nucleotide messenger RNA. RefSeq names its product calcineurin-binding protein cabin-1-like. The transcript has 2 exons. Lineage: Eukaryota; Metazoa; Mollusca; Gastropoda; Lepetellida; Haliotidae. The coding region runs from base 9 to 1307 and encodes 432 amino acids. The record is from RefSeq and is a predicted model, not a curated record.
UUGUCGUGAUGGAUACAACGGUUGUGUUUAAACUGACAGUACUGGGCAGUAUCCUUGCACCCGCUGUGGGUCAAAACUAUGGUUUCACCAACAUGGGAUUGGCGAACAGAAGAGUGCAGCCCUAUUUCGUCCGCCAGCAGGUCGCACCACAGACACCAAGAUUUAUGCCAGGUCAAGGAUUUCAAGCCAAUCCUCUUGGUAAAGCUUUUCGAGGAAAUCCUGUUGCUAUGGCAUUCGGUGGUGCCAAUCCUUUUGCAGGAAGGGGGGCUGUAAAUUCUUUCACCCUGCAACAGGGUGCACAGGUCGUUGGUAGAGGUGUUGGACGUCAAUCGCCAGCAGCAGCAGCAGCAGCAGCAGCACCAACUCCCCCAUCACAACUUUCUCAGGAUCAGAAGAAGCUGGUUGACAUGUUGGUCCAUGUGAUUUCCACGAAUCAUAAAGCAAGCCAGAAGACUCAUACAACAGAUGCUCCUGUUGCUUCAAGUAGAACUCAUUCACGGCCAGGGAAUGCAGAGCCACACAGUCAUGUUAUCGUCCACAGCCAUGGGCAGAAUCAGCAGCCUCAUGUACACGUGGCACAGCUAAGUCACAAUGGGCGUGAUCCAUUGGCACCAAAUCCCACGUUCAUCAACAGUCAGCCGACAACUGAUGUUCUUCGUUCUUCGCCUGGAUUAACUGGCACAAACCAUCCAUAUCGGCCCGCUGCUGUUCCUAAUGUUCUCAGUUCAAAUCCAACCCGACGAAACCUUCAUUCCACAGUUGCAGAAAACAAUCUGCAAAUUCCUAAUAUUUUACAGAGCGGUGUCCUGGACGUACCGCACAAACCCAGCAAUCUGCCAUUUUUCUUAACAGGCGAGAAGAAGAAAACUACCCAGCCAAGACACGUUAACUCAGCACUGCUAAAACCAACCCAUAUGUCAGUUGUGCCCAUUAGGAGACAGAUCCCCCCUCCGUCACAAGCUACACAGCCAACCAACACUGAACCAGUCACAAAACCACAAGCCUCCUCGAAGAAGGAAGAAGAUGAGGAAGGGGAGGCGGAAGAAGAGGAAGAAGAAGAACCAGAUAGAUCUCGGCCACCUUCGGUUCCUUCAGGGCAGCGUCCCAACUUCACACAACUCACACCACCUAACGGUCAAAUCCCUGCUCCCAGGCCGGUACCUGUGCGGCCAGUACCCACGACUCAGGUUCCCAUGGGCACCUCUGUCUCUGCCUCCACCCCCACCACCAUGCCGGUCCCGUCCCUCAUCCCCGGGGCAAUCAACCCAUUUGCAAACCAGCAUGUUGUGAAACUCCCAGGCCAAUAGGGGCAUUAACAGGAUAUAGUUAUACAUCGACAUUGUGGCACAUUUUGCACUUUGAAGUCGAUUCAGUAGGACUGUGAUCAUUCUGUAUAAGUGGAACUGAUUGUCAUUUUUUAAAGACACUUAUUUAAGAUCUGUCGAAGCUGUAAUCUCGGGCUUGAGAACAUCCUCCUGGCGAAUCACAGGAUCCUCCGAGGGAUAUUCCUCUUUUGGCCGACCGCCUCCGUGGUCUAGUGGUAGAGCGUCCGCCCGGAGAGCGGAAGGUCCGGGGUUCGAUCCCCGG